Molecule: messenger RNA, 1767 nt
Organism: Heterotrigona itama
Lineage: Eukaryota; Metazoa; Arthropoda; Insecta; Hymenoptera; Apidae
Source: the annotation of a GenBank genome assembly
AUGGCAGCCAUGAAGCAUGGUACGUUUUAUUCUUGUAUGCUUUGCUUUGUAUGUAAAUUUGUUUAAAUGCCUAUAUCAGUAUAGUUUAUCAGGAAAGAAUUGAUUGAUAAAUCUUUAAACUAUAAUAAAUGUAUAUUCUAUAUAUAUUUAAAAAUAUAUAGAAAGCAGAAUGUAUCUAAAUAAAUUGUAAAUAUAAGUAUAUUUUUUAUUUUAGGUUUUAUGUUAUAUUUUCUUAAAUAUUUUAUCCAAAGUUUAAUUUUGUGACUUAAGAAUUAGUUAAUAUGGUAAAUUUUGUAUAUAUUGGAUAUUUUAUUUUCUAUAUCUCAAUAAUUGUUUUCUUUCUCAACUAUUGUUUUUAUUAUUAUUACUAUUAUUAUUAAUAAGUAUUACUAAAUUAUAUGAUGAUACAUAUAUAUAAAAACAAAAUGUUUUUUUAUGCCUAAAUGCUAAAAUAUAUAUCCAAAUUUUAAUCUUAUGAUCUGAUUUCUCUAAAAGCUUCUUAUUACAAUAACGUUAAAUUUGAAACUUAAGAUUGUUAUAAUGAAAUUUUUAUAUUCCAAUUAAAAUACACAAUAUUUUAAAAAGAUAUUAUUGUAACAAUUUUCAGGCAAGACAAGUCAGGACGACGUAUGUUAUGUUGUCGCUAAAUACGACUAUGGGGCACAAGGUGCUCAGGAACUAGAUUUACGGAAAAAUGAACGAUACUUGCUUCUCGAUGAUUCUAAACACUGGUGGAGAGUACAAAGUGCAAGAGGCCAAGCUGGCUAUGUGCCAAGUAACUAUGUCAAAAAGGAAAAGCCAUCUCUUUUUGACAGUAUUAAAAAGAAAGUCAAGAAAGGUUCUGGUUCAAAAACUCUACCAUCCAGUAAUUCACCAUCCAGAGCUGUAGAAUCUCCUAUUAUGGCUAGACGCUUGCCUGCUGAUCCAAGUGAAGCAAUAGGCACAGCAGUUGUCAAGUACAAUUACCAAGCACAACAAGCAGAUGAACUGUCACUCGUCAAAGGCACUAGAAUCUUAAUAUUAGAAAAAAGUAAUGAUGGUUGGUGGAGAGGUCAAAGUGGUACACAAGCAGGAUGGUUCCCAUCAAAUUAUACUCACGAAGAAGGAGAUGCAGAUGAUACUCUUCAUACAUAUGCAAUGGCGGAAAACGUCCUUGAUAUUGUUGUUGCACUUUAUUCAUUUUCUUCCAAUAAUGAUCAAGAAUUAUCGUUUGAGAAAGGUGAUCGCUUGGAAAUCCUUGACCGUCCACCAGCAGAUCCUGAAUGGUAUAAAGCAAGAAACAGUCAAGGUCAAAUAGGUCUAGUGCCCCGUAAUUAUCUUCAAGAACUGAGUGAAUAUUUGACACAACCAUAUCGCGAAAGAGGAAUGACAAGUAGUGAGAUUAGUACAGGAGACUCUCUUGAAAGAAGGCCAGAUCCUGGUGAUAGACCACAUCUUGUUGGGAAACCUUGGUACUAUGGUAGCAUUUCACGUUCGCAAUGUGACACAUUAUUGAAUCAACAUGGUCAUGACGGUGACUUUUUAAUUAGAGAUAGUGAAACUAACGUGGGAGAUUAUUCAGUAUCCUUGAAGGCUCCAGGACGUAACAAACAUUUUAGGGUACACGUGGAAGGAGCGUUAUAUUGCAUUGGUCAAAGGAAAUUUCAUACAUUAGACCAAUUGGUAGACCAUUAUCAACGAGCGCCUAUUUAUACUAACAAGCAGGGUGAGAAAUUGUAUUUGGUGCGCCCAUUACCAAAAGGCAACCCCAGUAGUAAUGGUUGCUAG